AUGAGCCUAGGCAUUAGGAAAGCUUUGUCUUAUGCUGGUUCUCUUAAAGCAAGCUACUGCCAUGGUGGCCACUAUCCAAAGAUCUCCAGACAGACAUCUUCUGCUUAUCCUGAAGGUUGCUCUGGUGCCAUUGGAGUUUAUGUAGGUUCAACAAGUAAAAGAGUUUCCAGCACUCGUUUUGGCCAUGGAUUUGAAAGCGUACAUGGUGGUCAUGGUUAUGAACUAAUUACCUUUGGGAGCCAUCAGAGCACGAAACAUGAUCUUGGGUUUCACAUCAAUUCAAAGGAAACUAUGCGACUACUGAAUGACCGAUUGGCGACCUACCUAGAGAAGGUGGGCUUGCUCGAAGAGGAAAACACAGAGUUGGAGAGAAAAAUUAAAACGUGGUAUGAGAAGCAUACUCCUCAAACAUUCCCGGAUUCCAGCAGUAACUUCAGAACAAUUGAGGAGCUCCGGAAACAGAUCUCUGAAGCCACAGUUGAAAAUAGCAGUCUCAUUCUGCUGAUAGAUAAUGCCCGUCUGGCAGGAGAAGACUUACAGACCAAAUAUAAUAUGGAGGUCAGCCUGCGCUAUGUGGUUGAUGCAGAUGUAAGUAGUCUUCGAAGAGGACUUGACGGACUGACCCUUGAGAGAACCGACUUAGAACUCCAGCUGGAACACCUCCAAGAGGAACUGGUUUGUUUGAAGAAAUACCACGAAGAGGACGUGAACUCUCUGCGCACACAACUCGGUGCCAGAGUCAACGUGGAGGUCAAAGCUGCUCCCGUUGUCAACCUAGGACAGGCUCUGGCAGAGAUCCGAGAGGAGUACGAAAAGUUAAUGGACAGGAACAUAAAAGAGGUCGAAAACUGGUUCAUUGCUCAGAGUGAAGAACUCAAUUGUCAAGUGAGUGAUCGAUCUGAACAUUUGGAGUCGAUGAAAAGUAAGGUCAUUGAGUUGCGACAUACUGUACAGAUCCUGGAGAUAGAUCUACAGACUGUCCUCAGCAUGAACUCUGCACUGGAGGAGACGUUGGCUGAGACAGAAACCAGUUAUAGGUCCCAGUUGUCCCAGUUACAAGGUCUAAUCGACAACAUUGAAGAUGAACUGAAGCAGCUAAGGUAUAACCUGGAGCGUCAGAACCUCGAGUAUAAGAUUCUAAUGGACGUCAAGACGAGACUGGAGAUGGAAAUUGCCACAUAUCGACGUCUCCUGGAAGUAGAAGACAUUACAAUGCCAACAUCCCACUCCUCAGAAACAAAAGAAUCCGGCGGGGGAUUGAAAAUUGUCUCAAUCACAGAAGAGUUUGAGGAUGGAAGAAUUGUGUCAACCCGUGAGCAAAUUCACCAUAUCAAGAGCUAG
Spea bombifrons (plains spadefoot toad) is the source of this 1341-nucleotide messenger RNA. Its product is annotated as keratin, type I cytoskeletal 17-like. The record is from RefSeq and is a predicted model, not a curated record. The transcript is spliced from 8 exons. NCBI's taxonomy places the organism in Eukaryota, Metazoa, Chordata, Amphibia, Anura, Pelobatidae. Gene Ontology annotation, molecular function: structural molecule activity. The coding region runs from base 1 to 1341 and encodes 446 amino acids.